CAAAAAAUCAAGACAGCUAAACCGAACCCGCCCAACCCGUUUGCCACCUCUAAAAAUCUGUAGUUCAGUUAAUAGAAGCCGUGGCGAUGGCGAUGCCCAAAUUUAUCCAUUGCUCCCUGCGUGAGCUACCGCCUUCGCCUUACAACCAAUACAAAAGGAGUAAAACUGCAACUCUUCUCUCUUGACUGUCAAAUAUCAGCUGAGUUUUGAAAUCUUAAAAUUUAAAACAAAAUCCACAACAAACGAAGUGCUAAAUCCAUAUCCUUACCAAUAGUAACAUGGCGUCCUCCAUUUCCUUCACGUCGACACCCCCUUCCACUUUCCCUUUGUUCCACCAUAAAAAUCCAUUCCCUUCCCAUCCAAUCUCAGUCCCCUGCCAAAACCCCAGCAACAGCUCUGCCUCUGCAUUACUCCCUCUCUGCUUUGCUGCUAAGUCCCACGCGGGUGGACCUGUCAAGAAACGGUCGUCCUUAGCGGCAGGGAAUAAGAAGAGGAGGAAGAGAAAAAGCGGGGAUGGUGAUGAUAAAUUGAAGGAGCUGAGUUUGAGGGAUUUUGAGAUUGUGGAAGAAAAUGAUGAUGUUGAUGAAGAGUCGUUGUCAUCUUCUUCUUCUACUACUAAUACUACUACUACUACUACUACGCGUUCCUUAGCAUAUCAUCCUCCACCACUGCCCAAACCGCCUGCUGGGUUUGUUGUUGAUGACACCGGCAGGGUUCUUAUGGCCUCAAACAAGAGAAUUGCCACUAUUGUUGAUUCUGUCAACAACAACCCAUUAGAGUGUGUUAUAAGGAGGGUAUUCAAAAGUUCUCGGGGGGAUGAUUGUAUGCUGCUCUGCCCAGUUGACACGCCUGUUCAGAUAUUAAAGAAUACAAAUAUUGAUGGAUGGUCAGCUGUCAGUGAUGAAGAAGUUGAAGCUAUUCUUCCUAUUGCUGCAUAUGCUCUUGCCAAAAUACAUAUGCAUCUGGUCCACAGCGGAUUCUGUUAUACAGCUCGUGGAGGAUUCUGCUACUCAGAAGAUGACAUAUUUGAUUUCCGCACAGAUGAUGGUCAAGAUAUAGAUGGCUUGCCAACUGAAGGCAUAGAAAUUACAUGCUUCCAUCUAAAUGGUGCACAUUAUAUGAUUUAUACACCGUCUGAUCCACUUCUCUUUGUUGCUGUCAAGGAUCAGAAUGGAAUGCUGCAAAUUGCUGAUGAUGAUCUCCUGGAGGACCCUGCUAUCAUGAGUGCCAUUGAUGAGGAAAUUGAGUUUAAUGCAUUGGUGGAAGAAGAAGCUGCUCUUCUAGAAUCAUUGUUAGGUGAUAGAUGAGCAGGUUGCUCACAUCAACUUUUUAGGUUGCCCAAACUGUGUUUAUCUGGAAGAGGCCCGUUAAUGUGUAGUUGAGGAUUCAUGGCAGCAUCAACAGGAAGUCGAUUAGUGUGCUGGUUGACAGUGGGAGCACACAUAGCUUUAUUACACCUAGAUGAGCCAAGGAAGGGAUAGAGCUGUUGCAUACCAGUCCAUUAGCCAUAAAUGUAGCCAAUGGAGAGAAGUUAUACAGCAUAGCAAAAUGUAGACAGUUGAAAUGGAUGAUGCAGGGCCAUUCAUUCAUUUAUGACUUGAGGGUUUUACCUAUGGGAGGUAGUAAUAUGAUUUUGGGGGUUGACUGAAUGAAAAGGUAUAGCCCUCUAGUUUUUGACUUUAAUGAUUUGUCAUUGUCAUUCCAAAAGGAUGGUAAACAAGUUACUCUCAAAGAGGAUAGCCUCAGGCAUCGCUCAAACUCAUAUGUGGGGAAAAACUAUAGAAGUUAGUAGGGAAAGGUUCUGGUUGAUGGGAGAAUUAUAUAUGAUUAGUGUUGAAUGUGAUAAAACAAAAACCCCCACUGAGUUGUAGAAUUACUUGCAGCCUAUUUAGUAUCUUUAAGGAACCACAAUGACUCCCACUAAAAAGAACUUAUGAUCAUAGCAUUCCUCUGACGGUUGGGUCACAACCUGUUAAAUGGAGACCACAUAGAUGUGCUCAAAUUUGCUCUGCUUUCUUGCACGGCACGUCUGGUCAGCCAAUCUUCUACACAACACCCCCUACCCUAGCUUACGUGCUUUUUUCCUUGUAGUGUCAGCUACAGUCAUUGCACCAACAGUUAAAUUCAUCACAGAAUUGAUCUUCAAUUUAGUUUAAUCAGGGGUUUCGACUUGCAAUUUUGAUAUAAUUUUAGGCAAAUUCACAGUUGUCAAAAAAAGACUAACAUGUAGGUUUUGUUUGGUAAAAGAUAGAAAAUAGAAAGAGAAAAAGACAAAAAACUGUUUAAUUCAGUGGUUAUUUAU
Molecule: messenger RNA, 2302 nt
Organism: Durio zibethinus
Lineage: Eukaryota; Viridiplantae; Streptophyta; Magnoliopsida; Malvales; Malvaceae
Source: RefSeq, a predicted model, not a curated record